Molecule: messenger RNA, 3518 nt
Organism: Notolabrus celidotus (New Zealand spotty)
Lineage: Eukaryota; Metazoa; Chordata; Actinopteri; Labriformes; Labridae
Gene: tlcd5a
Product: TLC domain containing 5a
Exons: 3
Coding region: 1112-1840 (242 amino acids)
Cellular component (GO): membrane
Source: RefSeq, a predicted model, not a curated record
GUAGUUCCUGCUCCUAAGCACAGGGUGGCGCUGAUAUUCAGAAAGAUGAUGCCACUUCUAUCGCACAGAGAAGGCUGCAACAAGGAUUGGAAACACGCUUACUUACGGUUAAAUCUUUUAUUUACCUGUCACAAUCUAUACACUUUAUUAUCGUCUUUGUUAAUUCGUAAAGGACUUAACUUUAAAAGUGUCUACAGUUGCAUGUACCUCGACUAAUAGAGUGAUGGGGGGGGGGGGGGGACGAACUGGAGAGGGAUGCUUAGGAAAGCUGCUGUUGUAUUCACUGGUGGAGCUCAGGGUUAGGGUAGCAUACUGCGUCUAGGAGGAAGCCUUGUACAGUCUCCUCAAGAAGCAAAUCUCCACUUGACACUGAAAACCGGGAUGUAAAUGGAGUGACAGCCACAUGAGCAGCCUUAAGAGCCAGACCAUGGGUUAUGAUCCUCUUUCCUCUCCUUUAUAGUUGUAGAAUUGAUAUCUCUGUACAAUUGGUCCAACAAAAACAAACUAGAUACCUUAGUUGAGUUGUCCCACUUGACAUUCUAUGUCAGCUUCAACUCCCUCUGCCAUCCUGACUUUCAUAACUCCACACAAGUGUUAAUUUUGUUGCCCAUAACAACAAAGAAAACAUCAUAAUAAUAACUGCCAACAUGACCUAUAUUCCACUUUGACAUCUGUCUGAGGCCCAGCACCCAGUCACUUCUUAUCCAGUUUCAAAACUUGCUGCAAAUCUUUGAGACAUCUUGUUCCUCAGGGGUGGGUCUGUCCGUCUGCAUGGUCUCACCUCCUAGCACAAACGUCACAGCAGAAGAAGAGACGUCCCCCUCACCCCACCAGACCAUCAGCCGGCCAACUGUAGUGCUAUUAUAGUUCAAGCAAAGGCUAAUUGUUGUUCACUUACAAAGGAUCGCACAGUCCAAGUCUUUGGAUGGUAAUGCUGUGUCUUUCUACUGUAAACGAUAUAACAGAGCAAGAUGUGCCUCUAUGCACUUUUCUCUCACCGUGUGAUGUGAUUCAAAGUUGACUUGAUGACUGCUGACAGGGAAGUUUUUGAAAGACACUGGGAGAUGGUUUCAGAGUUUUUUCUUGGCUGCUUUUGUCCGUAGAGAAGAAGAUGACACUGCUUGUGGUUUUUGCGCUCCUGUCCCUGUCCUGCUGGGUCUUUUUCUACUUCAUCUUGUGUACUGUUAACGGGUCCAGGAGCUAUGAGUGGAACUGUCGCCUCGUCACACUGCUGCACGGAAUCCUAGCUGUCUGCAUCACAUCAUACAUAGGCUAUGUGGAUGGACCCUGGCCUUUCACUCAUCCAGGUACCAAGAAUACUCCCCUGCAGAUGAGUGCCAUGCUGGUGAGCCUGGGCUACUUUUUUUUCGAUAUGGCCUGGUGUGUGUAUUUCCGCACAGAGGGAGCCGUUAUGCUGGCCCACCACACCAUGAGCAUCCUGGGAAUCCUGCUGACCCUGUGGCUGGGGGAGUCUGGCAUCGAAGGCUGUGCGGUACUCUUUGGCAGUGAAAUCACCAACCCCCUGCUGCAGGCACGCUGGUUCCUCAAACAGACAGGACACUACAGGACAGUGCUGGGAGAUAUUGUGGACAUCUCGUUCGUGUCGCUGUUUGUGGUGAUGCGAGUCUUUGUGGGAGGCACAAUGCUGUACUGUGAGCUGAUCUCCCCAAGACCAAGAUUCUUUAUCAAGUGUGGGGGAGUGGCUAUGUACGUUCUGUCCUGGGUGUUUAUGGUAGACAUUGUUCGAUUUGCAAUUCGGAAAAGCAAGAGAUGGCAGAAAGAGCAGAGGGACCAACAAGAAACAGUGGCAGCAAAUGGUUAUGAGUUAAAGAAGGACUGAGAGUUUUAUGUUGAAGUAAACUGAAUUACUCUUUGCCUGAGCUUUUUAAUUGAGACACUACAGGAACAAUACAAAUAAAAUGCUCAACUAAAAUCAAAAAGGGAUGUAUCAUAGUCAAGGGUUUUUAAUGUUUAAGAAAGAUCUUGUGACAUCAGUCUGUGUAUUUUGAAUACUAAUUUUUAUACUUAUUGCAGCUAAACACAUGAUUGAUGUGUAACAAGUGCAGUUGACAAACAACACAACUAUGUAGUUUAUGCCACUGAAAACCAAAGCACUUUCCAGAAACACAUGACCAGAUGUUGCUUUCCCUUACAGUGGAAAACUGCGGCCUACUCUUACGCGAUGUGUUCCUUAAAGAGAAUCUGAAGUGCUAGAAGAGAGACAGUUUAUGUGUAACGCCCCUGGUGCUUGUGAAACAAUUCUAGUCAUAUCACAAAGUUAGGAUCAGUGGGAUUCUUUUGGCAGAUGUGAAAGGCAUACUCAGGGAGAUGAAGUCAUACCAGGAAGUUUGAGUGAGUUCCAGAAAAAUGUUUGAGAUGUGUUGGAUAUCUUUGUUGUGUGAUUUAUUGUAAGUCUUCUAAGCUUUUAUGUGCAGCUUAUUUAAAAGACAAACAAUAAUUUAUAUUCUCAAAUGUACAUGAUAAUAUCCAAGCAAGGUAGUUUUACACUGGGUAUUCAAUUAUUUCACUCUCUCAUUGGAAUAUGUAAACAUAAAUAUCCUCUAAUGUUUAUUUGAACUGAAGUAAACAACAGAUAUGUACGCUGUACUGACUACCCCAAAUCAAUGUAAUUUAAUAAAGCCAUGUCUCAGAAUCUUUUAUCAGGUAAAAUUGGACGAUGAAAUUCAAUAUACUGUUGGCUAUUUCUACAGUUGACAUUGUCUUUGUCAUGCCCAGUAAACUGUUCAAUGUCUACAUCCAGCCUUAACGUAAAUUAGUAACGUCCAAGCUUCAAGAGCCAAUCAAUAGUGAUUAUUGGGUUCUGAUAAGACGAUACUGAGAUGACAUUGAGAUAAUUUCUUAGAAAAUGUGUCAACUUUGGUAAUUUCUAAUAUCCAAGAAAGAUAAUUCAUUUGGUUUGCAAGUUUAAUUAGUUUUGUUCUUGUUUGGUACUUAAUAUGUGAUUUUGAUAACAUUUGCCAUUUUGUAUUAAUUGUGAAGAAAAUAUUCAUCAAAUUAUUGUGGUAUUAAUUACAACCAGAUCGUCCAAAAAGAACACACUUUUUAAUCAUGGGAUGAAGGUGAAGUUGACUUGUUAAGUAUAGGGGAUAUUGUAAUUUAGCUAGCUUCAUGACUACAUUUGCUCUAUGUUAUUUUCUUUAACAUUGGUACCUGCAGCUUGAAAGCCUUUCAUUAUUAACCUUAUUUUGCUACUUAACAUUUUAUUGAAAAUGUAUGGGCUGCUCAGAGGGUCACGGUCUGUUUACCUGCAUCACUAUUACAUCCAACAACAACAAAAAAACACUAUUAACUGGUGUGUGCCUUAGUUUUAUGAAUGUACUUUGCUAAAUUUGUCAUUGUUUUAUUGUCUUGGGCUGUAUUGUGAACCCUCCAAACAUACCUGUAGAAUUAAUGAAGAGCCAAUUUCGGUGUGGAGUUGCCUUUGUAAUGCCUGCGUGAUGUGAAAUAAAUAUGUUAUUGAUUGUUUUCAUGAACAAUAAAAAAAAAAAAGCCACUGA